This is a messenger RNA of Euleptes europaea (tarantolino), 3834 nucleotides long. RefSeq names its product inositol 1,4,5-triphosphate receptor associated 2 (gene IRAG2). NCBI's taxonomy places the organism in Eukaryota, Metazoa, Chordata, Lepidosauria, Squamata, Sphaerodactylidae. The transcript has 33 exons. Bases 1 to 3834 code for a protein of 1277 amino acids. Gene Ontology annotation, cellular component: endoplasmic reticulum membrane. The record is from RefSeq and is a predicted model, not a curated record.
AUGUCCAUGUCCGUGGGAAGCAGUAUUGGCAAACGCCACCACAAUCCGGUGGACAGCCUUUGUCGGAAGAUCCACACCAUCAACAUGCUGGACAAAACCACCAAUCCUGCAAUGCAGAUCACGAAGCUCCGAUCCAAGAACUUUGACAGCCCGCAAGGCAGCGUGAAGGAAAACUUGGAGGAGAUCUUGAAGAAGAGGACCUUGAGAAGCAGCGAAGGCAGUGGGACUAGUAACGGGGCCUCUUUCCUAAGCGCUUAUAGCGACGAGGUCUUCUCCCCGUGCCUGCAAACGGCCCCGAGCCACAGGCGCAUCUCGGACAUCCGGUUUGGGAACAAGACCUUUUCCGUCAGUCGAAUGAAAGACCGAACCAGCCGGUUUGGGCUCCCGGCGGUGGAAUCGGGGAGUUAUUUGUCACCUCCCGUCAGAAGCAGAGAAACUGCACUGGGACGCUUAUCUGGGAACCCCGGGGCAGAGCAGGAAAGUGGAGCUUCUCCUGAACGUAACUAUAUCACAUCGAGUCCCAACUUGUUUGCUCAUGAAUUGAAGUCUGUGCAGCCAAAGUUCCAGUCCCCUGUGGCAAAAAGACUCUCUUUGGGGUGCAGGCUGUCCGUUGGGACAAAAGACAAUGAGAACGCUGAUGUAAGCCUGAUCUGCGAAGAAGACUUGCUGACGACCAUCUUCUCCGCUUGCGAUGUGGACAGAAGAGGCAAAGUGGCAGUUUCCACCAUAGUUGACUUCCUGAGACAUACAACCAGCCGAUGUUCAGAAGACAGCAGUCUGGAGGAUCUCUGUAACAUGCUUGAUCCCGAACGCAGGGACAUCUCCAUGGACUUGGAAACCUAUCACGCCAUCAUGAAAGAAUGGAUCGAUGACUGCAAACGAAACUGGACAGAGGAAGCUACUAAAGAGGAAACCGCAGACUUGGAGGAACCCCUGAUUAAGCUUCAUGAAACUGUUCUACCAGCUAAGAGGACACCUGUUCGGAUGAAUGUAACUUCUGGAAGCCUGGAGGCUCUGGGAGGAGAUGUGUCGAAAGGAGACUUGGAGACGUCCGACUUGAUCACCUGUGUAGCAGAUCUUCAGUUCAACAAUCAGAAACUUCAGGAGGAGAACAGCCAGUUGAAGCUGGCGGUGGACGCCAUGGAGGAGGCCAACAACCGGCUCGUGGAAGAGAGCGAAGAGCUGCGCAGUCAGAUAAAAAGUGUCCAGCAGUCUGUUACUAAAGUGACAAGCUUAAAAGAGGAACUAGAAGAAGUCAAAAACCAUCUGAAUACUUCUGAAGAAAAGGUGGGGAAGCUGCUAACACAGAUUAAGCAACUGGAAAAAGAGAACCAGUCUCUCAUUCUGAAGAUUUCGAGUCUCCAAGAAGAGAAUAUCAGAAACGCUCGGGAUACGGAUUGUCUCCAGAAGAACAUUGUAGAUUUAUCCAGAAAUGUGGCCGAACUCCAACUGCAGAUGCACAUGUAUGAGAACACUCUGAUGGAUAAAGACUCGUCUCUCCUUAAGAAGGACUUAGACAUCCAAGAGCUGAAGUCUACUCUUAAAGAAUACGCUGCUGUCAUAGAGACUCUGCGUGCCGAGAAAAGUAAACUGGUGAGCAACAUACAGCAGCUGCAACAAGAGCUGAUCUCAAAUGGCAUAAACUUUCCUUUGAUAUACAAGUUCAACAACAGCAUCUUUGAAGGGACCAGAUCGCUGCACCAUGAACUGGAGCUUGCUCAGGAAUCAACGAUCACUGGAAUCGGAUGGACGGCACUGGACGAAUCUCUGGAAAGGGAGGUCUUACUUCUCUUGCAAGGGCCAGAACAAGUAGGGGAGAAGUUUACGACCACCAUCCGCAUACUGGUAUGGAAAAGGAUGACAUCACAAGAAGAACUAUCCCAGGUGGAGGAGCUAGUGGGGCUUCAUCUGCUACAGACGGAAGACUUGGAGACGAAUAGGCAAGAAGCCUAUGAGAAAAAACUGGAGGCUCUCAGGCAAGACCUGGCAAGUAAGAAAACUCUCUGGCUUCAGAAGCUCAGUCGGUUGGAGGCCCAGAAGGAAUCCUUGGACAAGGAGCUGAUAAAGAUGGCAGGAAAUCUGAAGCGAAUGAGAACUGAGCAGAUGCAUUUAAAAAAAGAGCUGUCCUUGAGGCAGCAUGAGCUGGAAUCUGCCAAGCAGCUGCAAGAAGAUGCCGUUGGAGAAGGAGACCUCUUGCGAUUGGCACUCCAAGAGCUGACCAAGCAACUAGAGGACACCAAUAUGAAGGUGAAGGGCCAGGAAAGCGACCUGCGUGCCGCCUGGGAGCAAACGGCAGCUUUGCAAAAGAGGCUAGAAGAGAGCGUCGCUGAGCGAAGAGAGCUCUGGGCUGCCAACGUGAGCUUGGCAAGCGCUUGCCAGGUGCUGGAAGAGACCCCAAACGAACGGAGCGGUGCGAGGACUGCUCUGCGGGUCACCAGACCGAUGCGGUCCUUCGUGUCUCUGGCUCAAGGAUGGAAGUUGACAUGGCUCAGGGAACGCAUCCCGUCCCAGGACGUUUCCGUCCCUCCGUCGGAAAGCACUGAAGACUCGCUUGGUACAGAUACUACACUACCGCAUACCGUGAAGGAGAGAACGUGUGAGGCUACCUCUGUAGCAGAGGAGGACUCUGUACCUGCAGAGCAGGGAACAAAAGAGGAUGGUCUAAACGACAUGGCGGGCAUGGCAGGGGACGCUUCUCUAGCUGUGGCAGUGUCCGGUAUUGCUGCGGAGAGAAGCAGGCGGAAGGGCAGUGUCAGCAGUUCUCCCAAUGAGAGAGAAGUGGAGGCAGAAUUUUUUAGGCUUUCUCUGGGAUUCAAAUGCGACCUCUUCACCCUGGAGAAGAGAGUCAGGCUCGAAGAAAGGUCCCGGGAUCUGGCUGAAGGAAACCUGAAAAAGGAGAUUGCCAGUGCCUUAAAAUUACUAGAGUCUUUGGCCCCUCUCAGUGAAGAUAACCAAGCGCAGGAGAUAGUGAAGAAACUGCAGAAGAGCUUGGAGCUCCUCGGCCUGUACGCCGGCCGAGUUGCCAGCAAGGCAGAAAUGCUGGGAGCCAUCCAUCAAGAGAGUCGGGUCAGUAAAGCAGUAGAAGUGAUGAUUCAGCACGUGGAAAACCUGAAGCGUACAUACACCAGAGAACAUGCGGAGCUGGAGGAGCUGAAGGAGGUCCUGUUCCAGAAUGAAAAGUCCUUCAGCUCUUCGGGGGACCGAGAUGAAUCUUCAAGUAAAAAGCUCUCGAGCUCUCUAAAGUUCAGAGCUUCAGCAUCCCUACGCAGAAUUAGUAUUGCAACCUUGCCCAGGAAUGUGGGAAAUGCUGGCGCCGGCUUGCCCUUGGCUCCAUUGAACGAAAUGGACGGAAGCGACCGGAAUGACAAGUUCAACAGGCACCCGAGUUGGGGCUUGGUAGGAGCAAAGCCGGAGGAGAAGCGCCCUUCCCUGCAGCGAUACAUCAGCUCACACUCCUGGACUGAGUCGGAAGAAGAACAGCCUGAGACAAGGAACCCUCGUAUGGAACCACCAGCUCCCGAGGCAAAAGCGAGCAAGAGUAGGAAGCGGAGCGAAAAGGAAAGCACUUCGUCAGCAUGGCUGCACUUGGCGUGCAAGAGAGUUUCUUCUUGGGCCUCCUCUCUCUGGACCGCCUUCUGCAGGGCCAAUAAGGCCCUCUGCGUUUCCCUGGUCGCCGUUGUGGUCCUGGCUGUCCUUUCCUCGUUAAUCAUGGGCCUCUCGUUCCAGAGGCCCGCCGACGCUGCCCCGGUUGGGACGGGGAAUGCUUGGACCUCGAUCCAGCAGCUGCUGUGGCCGCACACCGGGCUCCGGCACGAGGGGCCCCCGCCUGUGUAA